This is a messenger RNA of Staurois parvus, 180 nucleotides long. The record is from the annotation of a GenBank genome assembly. NCBI's taxonomy places the organism in Eukaryota, Metazoa, Chordata, Amphibia, Anura, Ranidae.
AUGUGGGAAAGGCCUGCUCAUCCACUGUCAGGCAGGAGUCUCACGCUCGGCCACCAUCGUGAUAGCCUACCUGAUGAAGCACACGCGGAUGACCAUGACCGACGCCUACAAAUUUGUCAAAGGAAAGCGACCAAUCAUAUCCCCGAACCUAAACUUCAUGGGCCAGUUAUUGGAGUUUGA